AUGUUAAUGGUGGGUGAGGCGGAUGCUGAGCAUUCUCAUCGAUCUGAGCUGGCGGGCAACAUCCUCAAGGAGGCCAAGGAAGACCUGAUCAAUUACCUCGAAAUCCCCGAGACUUAUGACACUGUGGAGACGGAGCUCAAGGUCGACUACUUGGUGACCGGCAGCUGGUCCAAGAAUGCAUAUGAGGAGGCUGUGCGGUUGCUUGGUCCCGAUUAUGCGAACGUUGUCGCUGAUUCCCGCAAGGUCAACGACGGCAAGUUUGGCAAGCUUAUUGAAGAGAGCACCUGGAACCUUUCCAUGGAUCACGCCAUGGGUUAUCUCUGCGACAGCGAGACUGUUGACGGUGUCGAGUUCCCAGGCUUCCCCAAGUCCCUGCUUCCCGGGUCUGAUGGCAAUGGCGCCAUUGUCGUUGCUGACAUGUCUUCCAACAUUCUGUCGAGGAAGAUCCCUGUCAAGAACUUUUCCGUCAUCUUCUUCGGAGCCCAGAAGAACUUUGGCAUUACCGGAAUCACCGGUGUCAUGAUAAAGAAGAGCCUCCUGGCUCCCAUCACCCCCCAGCCGGAUGUUGCCCUUCUCCGCAAACUGUCUCUGCCUAUACCUUCCACCAUUCUCCAAUAUGACAAGAACAACUCUCUCUCCAAUACCCCCAGCAUCUUUGACGUCUACAUUUCCGGCCAAGUACUGAAGAAGCUUUUGCGAAACUGCUCUGACAAGGCCCACCCUGACAUCUACCGCACUGUCCCCGACAAAUCAGCCCGAUCCAGGAUGAACAUCUGCUUCCGCGUUGCCAGGGGUGGAGACGUGGACGCUGCUGAGAAGGCGUUCCCGAAGGAGUCUACAGCACUGGGCCUCACUGGCCUCAAGGGUCGCCGCAGUGUUGGUGGUAUUCGAGCCAGCAACUAUAACUCUAUCCCGCUUGAGGGUGCCGAGAAGCUGGCCAAGUUCAUCCAGACAUUUGCCUCGUCUCAGAUUGGUAACAUUCAUUAAUUUGAAGAAAUAAGUGUAAAUGGGAUGGCGCAUUAGAUGUUGAUAAACAGGUGCGUGUCAAGAAAGAUGACGCGCUAGGAGGAGGAUCAACACAAGAACUAGAGGUUGAAUUCAAUAUUGCCAAUAUAACGCUUUGGGAAGGAAAAAUAAAAUAAAUAAAAUACCCAG
Ilyonectria robusta is the source of this 1155-nucleotide messenger RNA. RefSeq names its product pyridoxal phosphate-dependent transferase. Bases 1 to 987 code for a protein of 328 amino acids. Gene Ontology annotation, biological process: L-serine biosynthetic process. NCBI's taxonomy places the organism in Eukaryota, Fungi, Ascomycota, Sordariomycetes, Hypocreales, Nectriaceae. Gene Ontology annotation, molecular function: O-phospho-L-serine:2-oxoglutarate transaminase activity; pyridoxal phosphate binding. The transcript has 4 exons. Gene Ontology annotation, cellular component: cytoplasm. The record is from RefSeq and is a predicted model, not a curated record.